Molecule: messenger RNA, 1704 nt
Organism: Fonsecaea multimorphosa CBS 102226
Lineage: Eukaryota; Fungi; Ascomycota; Eurotiomycetes; Chaetothyriales; Herpotrichiellaceae
Exons: 4
Coding region: 1-1704 (567 amino acids)
Biological process (GO): mRNA 5'-splice site recognition; RNA processing
Cellular component (GO): U2-type prespliceosome; U1 snRNP; commitment complex
Molecular function (GO): protein binding
Source: RefSeq, a predicted model, not a curated record
AUGGACGCUUACGGUGGAAAUGAUGAAGAGAGUGCUGAGUUGCGAAAGCUCUUGGCCGAGGUGAACGAUGACUCGGACAACUUCGAGAUCUGGGAGAAGCUCGUUCGCGCCGCCGAGGCACUCGAAGGCGGAAUCAACAGGAACUCGAGUUCGCAGGCAAUCACGGCCGUCCGGAACGUCUAUGACCGCUUCCUCCUCAAGUUCCCUCUUUUCUUUGGCUACUGGAAAAAGUAUGCCGACCUGGAGUUCUCGAUAGCGGGAACCGAGGCCGCCGACAUGGUCUACGAACGCGGGAUUGCCAGUAUCACCAACUCGGUAGAUCUGUGGACAAACUACUGCUCAUUCAAGACCGAGACAAGCCACGAUUCCGAUGGCAUUCGAGAGCUCUUUGAGAGAGGAGCAGUGUGUGUUGGCCUCGACUUCCUCGCCCAUCCCUUCUGGGAUAAGUACAUUGAGUUCGAAGAGCGCAUGGAAGGAUUUGACCGAAUCUUCGCCAUCCUCGGCAGAAUCAUCCACAUACCUAUGCAUCAAUAUGCGAGAUACUUCGAGAAGUACCGGCAGAUGGCACAGACACGCCCGCUCUCUGCCAUUGCGCCGCCCGGUACCCUCACUCAGCUGCAGAUGGAUAUCGAGAACGAGGGUGCCGGUUAUAAAGCCGGCCGAAGCCAAACAGAAGUGGAGCGAGAGUUACGUGCCCGGAUUGACAAUUAUCACCUCGAGAUUUUCAGGCGGACACAGACCGAGACUACGAAACGAUGGACCUAUGAAUCCGAAAUCAAGCGGCCAUAUUUCCACGUGACAGACCUUGACGAGGCUCAAUUGGCAAACUGGCGCAAGUAUCUCGACUUUGAAGAGUCAGAAGGUGACUACACCCGCACUCAGUUCUUGUAUGAACGCUGCUUGGUCACCUGUGCCCAGCAUGAUGAAUUCUGGUUAAGAUACGCCCGGUGGAUGCUCGCCCAGCAGGGCAAGGAAGAGGAAGUUCGAAACAUCUAUCAAAGAGCAUCCUGCUUCUAUGUCCCAAUCGCGCUACCAACAACCAGACUUCAGUACGCAUAUUUCGAAGAAAUGACGGGUCGGGUUGAUGUGGCAAAGGACAUACACGAUGCCAUCCUCAUCCAGCUCCCUGGCCACGUCGAGACAAUUGUCUCCUUGGCGAAUAUAAAUCGACGUCAUUCGGGCUUGGAGGCAGCUGUUGCCGUGUACCAAAGUCAUCUCGAGUCUUCAACCAUUGACUCUGCGUCCAAAGCUGCUCUCGUGGCAGAGUGGGCGAAACUCCUCUGGAAGGUCAAGGGCUCACCGGAAGAGGCUCGCCAGAUCUUUCAGCAGAAUCAACAUUGGUACCUCGAGAGCCCGGCGUUCUGGACCAGCUACCUGCGUUUUGAGAUUGAUCAACCCACGAGCAGCGAGACGGAAGAACAGCACUACGAGCAGAUCCGGCGGGUCGUGGACGAAAUCCUUAGCAAGAGCGUACUCCCCGAGCCCACCGUUCAGGAGCUCAUCACCACGUACAUGAAGUACCUGCUUGAGAGGGGCACCAAAGAUGCAGCCAAAGAAUACAUGAAUCUCGAUCGUGAGAUCAACGGGCCGAUCUCGGUCCAGAAGCUACCCAAGGCGAACCCCGAAGCGAAUAAGGGACUUGGAGUAGUUAAUGGACAGGUACGUUGUCCUUCGCUGCUUGGCACUGACGCCGAGACUUACUGA